Molecule: messenger RNA, 600 nt
Organism: Abrus precatorius (Indian licorice)
Lineage: Eukaryota; Viridiplantae; Streptophyta; Magnoliopsida; Fabales; Fabaceae
Product: NADH-ubiquinone oxidoreductase chain 1-like
Biological process (GO): aerobic respiration
Cellular component (GO): membrane
Molecular function (GO): NADH dehydrogenase activity
Source: RefSeq, a predicted model, not a curated record
AUGCGGAAAGCGCUCCACCUGACUUUGAGGGGAGACUUAAUAGAAUCUCUAAUGAAUACACUAAGUGGGUUAGGAGAAGCGGGAGGCAAUUACCUCCCGAAUGGACGAUGCCCGCUUAAUACUACUAGCCUUGUUCGGGCUGUUAUUUCCGACGAUCGGAUUGACAGUCCGGGCUUUCUGACAAAUGACUAUUAUGAUGUCAUAAAAUCGAAAACGUACAUAGCUGUUCCAGCUGAAAUACUUGGAAUAAUUCUACCACUUCUACUAGGAGUAGCCUUUUUAGUGCUAGCUGAACGUAAAGUAAUGGCUUUUGUGCAACGUCGAAAGGGUCCUGAUGUAGUGGGAUCGUUCGGAUUGUUACAACCUCUAGCAGAUGGUUUGAAAUUGAUUCUAAAAGAACCUAUUUCACCAAGUAGUGCUAAUUUCUCCCUUUUUAGAAUGGCUCCAGUGGCUACAUUUAUGUUAAGUCUGGUCGCUCGGGCCGUUGUACCUUUUGUUGGUAUGGUAUUGUCAGAUUCGAACAUAGGGCUACUUUAUUUGUUUGCCAUAUCUUCGUUAGGUGUUUAUGGAAUUAUUACAGCAGGUUGGUCUAGUAAUUAG